Zophobas morio is the source of this 5600-nucleotide messenger RNA. RefSeq lists its product as uncharacterized. The record is from RefSeq and is a predicted model, not a curated record. Gene Ontology annotation, molecular function: protein binding. Bases 149 to 5443 code for a protein of 1764 amino acids. The transcript is spliced from 3 exons. Gene Ontology annotation, biological process: protein localization to ciliary inversin compartment. NCBI's taxonomy places the organism in Eukaryota, Metazoa, Arthropoda, Insecta, Coleoptera, Tenebrionidae. Gene Ontology annotation, cellular component: ciliary inversin compartment.
UUUCUUGUGAGUCUCGAAACACGAAUGCUCAAAUUAUUGUUUAGUUAAAUAUCUUAGUUGUUCUCAAGUUUGGACACAAUGUUAUUAAAUGGGGUUUACUAGAAAACGGAGACUACAUUAGUUGGUACAAAUCUAUUCUCUCCAAAAAAUGAGUGACUUAAGAGAUGAUCUGGAUUCAGAAAAUCAAGAAGGAUCUAGCGCAUCAAAUCCAGGCAGAGAAAAAAAAUUUAAGAAGAGAAGCGGUACCACGGAGAAAGGAAAAGAUUACGAGGAUCUGUAUAUGGCACAUCUAAUUUUAAAACUGACGCUUGAUGAUGAUGUCGAAAACUUUUAUUUGUCUUCAAAUGACGGAGACUUUGGUGAUUUCGACGACGUCGUUGUUGAAAUAGUUUUUAAAAAUCGUACAGAAACAUAUGCCAUACAGUUAAAACACGUCGACAAGAAAACUCCUUUAGGAAGAGCUCAAUUGACCGCCAAAACAGGGAAGAGAAAUUUUAGCAUCGAGAAAUAUUAUGACACUUUCAGUAAACAUUCAAAACUGCAACAAAAUGUUAAGAUGAUUUUAUUUACCAACACCUCGUUAAAUAUCAGUGAGGCCAAACUGUUAGAUUUCCGUCAACUCGUGAUAGAUUUUGUACCAAGCGAAGAAAAUAAAUUACUCAAUUCUUCAUCGAGAAAACCUUGUUGUCACAAAAUUAACAAAAAUCAAGAAGAGUCAAGUGAUUAUGAUGAGUUUUUCGAAAAGUUUUACCUCUACACUGGUCAAGCCGAUGUUACGCAACUUGCCAUUGAUGUACGUGAAAUGUUGAAGAAAAAUUUUAUGUGUGACGAAUCCAUCGUCAGCCAGUACUUACAGUUUAUAACCCAGUGGAAUAUGAAAGAGGGUAACAAACUAAAGCUGGACAAAAGCUGGAUGACGCGUUUUAUUACAUUAUGCGUUUUGUCACCCCAUGUCAGACCAUUGUCAUUUGAUGCCACGAGAUCUGUUAACGAAAAAGAAACGAUCUUUAGAGAGGUGGUUUCAAAAUUCGACUUCAGCAUUAUCGACGAAAGAAAUUAUGAGAAAAUUAGUCACCUUUGGUCGGACACCAUUAACGAGUUACAAGAUUUAACAGAAGUGGGGAAAAUUAAUGGUAAAUAUUUACUUUUCUUGACGACGUUCCAAUUCAAAGAAGAUCUGCUCAGGGACGAUCCGUUAAAGGUGAAUAAGUUGAUGUGGUUGCUUGGAAAAUGUCCUUUGGUUGUACAAGAAUGUCCACAAGUUUACGGAACAUUUAAAAUUGGCUGCAAAAAUGUCAUCGUGUUGAAAGCUGCGACAAAAUCAGUCGAUGAGAACAAUAAAACUACACUUGGUCAGAAUGUGUUUCAAAAAUUGUCCGAUCUGAAAGAACAAGUGGAAUUAUACGAAAAAAUUCUGACCACUUUCACGUUUUCUAUAGAAGGACAAAAGGAGGCUUGUUUGAGACAUUUACUAGAAGCAUGUGAAAAAAUCGAUUCUUUGAUCACUUCAGAUGAAGUGGUAGAAAUGCUGGAAGGUCCUUUGCCAAUAGGUAACCAAAAAGAAGUUUUACCACCUAGUCACAUUGAAAGAAGUCUAACGAAGAUUUUAAUAGACAUCGAAUUUUUGAAACGUAAAUCUGGAAAGAGGGUGGUUUUUGUUAGCGGCGUCGCAGAUUGUCAACAAUUUAAAAAUCUGUUGCCUGGGGCAGAAAUAAAAGAAAUAUCUGAGAUAAACGAACGAGAAAUGGUCUGUCAACAGAUUUAUAUAUGCGAAAAACACAUUUCACUAAAAGAAUUUAAGCUUGUAAUCACGAAGAAUCCACAAGCAGAAGUUUUUUUUUUUCGUUUCUUUGACAACCAAUAUUUCGAGUGGAUAAGAAGUGAAAAUUCACAAGGGCAACGCUUCAACGAACUCAAAACAUUUCGUUUGAACGAUGAAUUCAACGUUUAUACGUUGCACCAGUCUGAACUUUUUAACAGUGGAGAACAAGAUGUCAACAUUGUCUGCGCUGAACCGGGUAUGGGGAAGAGCACGUUGAUGAAGAGCUUAAAAACUAACACUUCCUCUGCAACAUGGACGAUCGUGAUCUAUGCCAGAAAUCACUUUACUCACUUUAGAGAAAAUGGGGCCGACGUUGAAAAAUUCAAGGAAUAUAUCUUUACCAACGUUAGAAAAAAGUGCUCCAACAUCGACCAACAAGUAUUCAAAGCAAUGCUGGAGCGAAAUAACAUACAAGUAAUUUGGGAUGGUCUGGACGAAGUUACAGAUGCCACUCUAGAAGCGAUUUUAACUUUAGUACAGACUUUAGCACAAAGCGGGGUACAACAAUGGUUAACAUCACGGAACAACUUGAAAACUAAACUGGAAAACAGGUUAGGUAGUUUUUCGCGAAAUAUCAAACAAUUCGACGACGAAGAACAACGAAAAUAUCUGAAAGAGCGUUUGGAAAUUCCGGCGGACGAUUUAACCGCGACGUUUAUUAAAAUUAAGAAAAAUAUUAUGUCUUUUCCAAAUUACGAAAUAUUGGGCAUUCCUCUGCAGAUUUAUAUGCUGACUGAAUUAUUUUUAAAAGACAAGGAAAAAUAUUUGAAUUUAUUAGAUAGCGUUUUCACCGUGCUCGAUUUAUAUCGACAUUUCGUAGACGAAAAAUUUAAAGUUUUUUAUCAAGACAAAAGUAAACUUGAUUUAUCUGUGGAGCAUAUAUUUCAACAAUUUGAAGACGAAAAGGAAACUAAACUCAAGUGCUACAAAAGUGUAGCUGCUCGUUGUUACUUAGACAAUCUCUCUGUGACAAAAAUCGAUGCAAAUUACGAACAUCAAUUAAAAAUUUUUUUGGAAACAAUAGAAAAUAAGGGAGAUGCUGUAGGGUUUAUAUGUGGAGUUGCAAAUAAUGGAAGUGUUGAAUUUAAUCACAACUCGUAUGGCGAAUAUUUUGCCGCUCUGUAUCUUUUUGAAAUUGAUCCACCAAUAGUACGCGAUAAAAAAUUCAUCUCUGACGGUCACUUCGAUAAUAUCCGAUUUUUUUUAGAUUUAAUGCUAUGCAAAAAUUCUAAAGGUUUUAUCGCUGUAGUGUACAAAAACCCUAUACUUUUGGAUGAAUGUACUGAUCUAGAUUUGAACGAAAAAGAUUUCAUCGGUCGCGAUCUAUUAGAAGUAGCAUGUGCUCGUACUAAAAAUUAUAAUUGUUCCGAGGAUAAAGGACGUAUAACUAAGGGUAAGAAAUUCCACAGAGAUUGGGUAAUUAAUAAUGGACAUAUAGGUGACUUAGACUAUAUGCAUAUAUCAGAUAUUUUUCGCAAGAUGAACAUAUCAAUCGACACUCGUACAAAAAAGUUGCUACUUUUCUUCCCUUUUUUAAUUCCAGAUUACGAAAAAAAAAGUUGCUCUAAUCAAAAUUUUCUAAAAGUGAUUCUAUAUUAUGCGAUUCGAUUUGAUUUUGUCGUAAUUUUUGAGUAUAUUAAAUGUUCUCCCAAACUGAAGAAAGCGUUUGAUAGCAUCAAUUUCGCCAGUAUUUUAACUCUGGCAAUGUACUACAGGUCACAACGUAUCCUAGAACAACUUUUCUUAAAUCACCAAUCUUACGGAGUUAUUUUUUCUGUAAGCUCUCUAGGUCUUCGUCCUCUUGAGAUAGAUGAAAUAUUUGCUUAUAUUUUGUUAAAUGUAGAAAUCAGAUUAGAUAUUCCAAAUUCCAAAGGUCAAUUUCUAACGCACUAUGCUACCAAAUACCACUUACACAAGAUGCUCACUAUUUUAAAUGCAAAAAAUGCUAAAUGGGAUGCUUUUGAUACAAAUGGUCGAUUUGCAAUUCACAAUGUAUGUAUCGAAGGAAGUGUGGUUACAUUAAAAUUACUAAUCAGUUUUGGUUGUGAUAUAAAUGUUCCGGACGCAAAUGGUUGCUGCCCUAUCCACUAUGCCUGUAAACAUCAGAAAAUAAACUUAGCAAAAGUUUUGAUACAGAAUGGUGCAAAAAUAGAUGUUCCUGAUGCAAAAGGGCAACUUCCAGUACAUUAUAUUUGCGAAACACGCAAUUUAGCAAUGCUGAAGCUAAUGUUAAAUAACGGGGCGAAAAUAGAUGUUCCCGAUAGAAAUGGUAGAUUUCCGAUACAUUAUAUGUGUAAAAUGGGCUAUAUAGCUGGGGUAAGCUUUUUGGUCAUGAAUGGUGCGAAGUUUGAUGUCGUGGAUGCAGGUGGUCUUCAACCUUUACAUUACGCCUGCGAAAUAAGAUGUCUUGGUUUAAUCGAAAUUCUACUAGGGCACGGCGCUGAUGUAGAUAUCUUAAAUAAAUAUGUUCAGUCAUUGAUACAUCCCACGUGUAAACAAGGAAAUAUAAACUUCCUAAAUUUGCUUAUAUCAAAAGACGUGGAUUUAAAUGUUCCAGAUGCAGACGGUUGGUUACCACUACAUUGUGCGAUCGAUUCUGGAAACGUAGAUCUCGUAAAUCUUUUGGUAGCGAAAGGUGCGAAGCUCGAUUUUCCUGAUGAAAAAGCUCAGUUGCUGUUAAACGAUGCGUGUCUAAAACACCAUUUACAUGUAAUAACCUUUUUGUUGGAAAAUGGUGCGAAAGUAAAUAUUCCUUACAAAAACGGUCAAUUGCCCAUUCACCUCGUAUGUCGAAAAGGAUAUUCCGAUAUAGCAAAAGUACUGAUAGCAUAUGGCACGAAAAUAGAUGCUCUAGAUGCAUUGGGCGUACUGCCGCUGCAUCAUGCUUGUUGCAAUGGUGACCUAGAGAUAGUAAAUCUACUUCUGGCUAAAGGUGCAGAAGUAAAUGUCCCGGAUUUAAAUGGUAAUCUCCCGAUGCAUUUUGCGUGUUUCAAUCAUGAUUUUGGUCUUCCAAUUAUGUCACUUCUACUAGAAAAACGAGCAGACAUCAAUGUUCCUAACACGAAAGGGGAUCUACCGAUACAUUUUGCGUGUGAACUGAACCACAGAAUACCUUCACGUUGGACUAACGCCAAUCCAACGUUUAAAUUUUGGCCAAAAGCAAAUAAAAAUGUAUUGAAAUUUUUGGUAGAACAUGAUGCACGCUUAGAUAUUCCAGACACAAAUGGUCUGUUGCCUAUUCAUUUUUUGUGCAAACGUGGUGAAAUAGAUUUGGUAAGAUUUCUGGUAAGAAAUGGUGCCGAAAUAAAUGCUUGUGAUACGCAUGGACAGCUACCAAUUCAUUACGCGUGUAAGACUUGUAAUCACGAGAUAUUAGAGUUUUUAAUCGAAGAAGGUGCGAGUGUAAAUGUUGCAGAUGUAAACGGAAUGUUACCAAUUCAUUAUGUUUGUGAAAGAGGUAAUCUAAAUACACUAAAGUUGCUAAUAGCCCAUGGAGCAGACAUAAAUGUUCCAGAUAAGGAUGGCCGGCUGAGCCACCAUUAUGCACGUAAUAAUCGACUCUAUCGUCUUAAGAUGCUAGAGUUCUUAGAGAACUGCGUCAAAAAUUCUCCAGGAAAAUGAUGUCACUUACUUACUGAAGCAGCAGAUAUUUGUACUGCAGCAGAAUGCCCAUGCUUUUAUUUUUUUAUAUUUUUUUAAAUGUAGCUGUACUAAUAACACUGAAUAUUGUAAAAAUGUGAAAUAAUGUAAAUAAAUACAUAAUAUCAAAAUGACUAAA